This is a messenger RNA of Exophiala oligosperma, 970 nucleotides long. RefSeq lists its product as uncharacterized. The record is from RefSeq and is a predicted model, not a curated record. Lineage: Eukaryota; Fungi; Ascomycota; Eurotiomycetes; Chaetothyriales; Herpotrichiellaceae. The transcript has 3 exons. Bases 209 to 970 code for a protein of 253 amino acids.
CACGUUUCCGGCCGGCCCAAAGGUAUUUGAACAACUUUCGUCGACAUUCGAGACCUUUGUUUCUCCUCCUGGCGUCAAUUCAUCAGUAAACUCUGAUAUCAAUUACAUGAUUCUCUCCGGGUAGGAUCGAGAAGAACUUGUCUUGCCUUUUUGUAAGGACAUUAGCCGCGACUUCGAUUCACUUCCCCCUCCCCCACCUUGUCCCAUCAUGCCAAAAUUUGCAAUCUCCAAAAACGGUAUCUCCAGGGAGGUCCUGGAGACCGAUCUGCCGUUGUACCUGGGUCGUGAUGCUCAUGUGGUGAAAACCCAUGACUCUGAUCGUUAUGUCAUCGAGGCUUCGCGAGCGCCGCCUGGUGUAAGCAGUCGAGUCGAGAUGCACGACGUGGCUCAAGCUCUAACCAUCUCCCAGUCAAUGCUGCCUUCGCUCCGCGAUGACAGCGCGCGAUGGCGCGAGAGUGACGGAUAUCAGAGACGAAUGAGUUACUCGGAUAGCCGUGUACACAGAGACCGCAGGCAAUCGUUUAGCAGAGACAGUGGUGGCUCUCAUCACCAGUCGUCGAGACGUGAUUCCAACGUGUCGAGAUCGGGGUCAUCAUACGGUACACCUGCUGUCGCCAUCCCCCAGAGACCCAACCUUCCGUCCAGGUACAGCUCCAACAGCGGUUCAAUGAUGGAGUCGAUGUCGGGUUCGCCAAACUCAACCUUUGGCAGUGUCCCUUCCACGAGUAGAAAUGGCCGAAGCUAUUCAUACUCUACAAACUAUACCAAUUCAAGACGUCCGUCAGAUGCAAUGGCAUCCUUGGACGAGCAUGUUAUUACUCGGACCGACUCGGUCUCGAGCGAGUCAAGUGAGUUUGGUAUUGAUGGUGUGCUUGGAUUCGACAAGGAUGUCCGUGAUGCCGGUCGAAGGCAUGACCAUGGUUCCAGGCGUGAUCAUCAUUCGUCCCGGUCGUAUUAUGACAGGAGGUAA